CAGUUGAGCGCUCAUCAGACAACAUGAACCAGCCACUUAGAAAGUCUCAGUCUCUGCGCUGCUGCUCGUUCCUCGAAGUCAAAAGUAAAUAUGGGGCAGAAUUUAGGAGGUUUUCCCUGGAUUGUUGUGAGCCUGGCAGGUAUAAAGACUUCCACAGGCUCAUUGUGCGUUUACAUCACUUAUGGCAAAUGGAUGUCCUUAUUGGCUAUGCGGAUGUCCAAGGAGAGCUACUGCCCAUCAAUAAUGAUGACAACUUUUGCAAAGCUGUGACCUCCACACAAUCUUUACUGCGUGUCUUCAUUCAGCUUCAAGAAGAAGCUGACCAGAAUCUGGCAGGUGCUGAUGAUACAACAAAGCGAAAGAAACCUGUCAGCCAGAGAAAAACACCAUUUCAGAUCAGCAUGCCACAGAACUUCCGCCCUGUUUCUUCCAUCAUUGAUGUUGACACCAUACCAGAAUGCCACAGAAGAGUGCGUCUGUAUCGCCAAGGCUCGGACAGACCUCUGGGGUUUUACAUCCGUGAUGGCACCACUGUCAGGGUUACUCCUUACGGUCUGGAAAAGGUUCCGGGCAUCUUUAUCUCACGCAUAGUACCUGGUGGACUGGCGGCUUGCACGGGACUGCUGGCCAUUAAUGACCAGGUCCUGGAAGUGAAUGGUAUUGAUGUUUUGGGGAAGUCUUUGGAUCAGGUAACCGACAUGAUGAUCGCCAACAGCCAUAAUCUCAUCAUCACAGUGAAACCUGCAAACCAGCGUAACAACAUAAGGCGAAAAAGCUGCAUUUCCUCAAGCUCAGGACACUAUUUUAAUAGUAUGCACACUGUAACCUAUCAAGGGUUGCCUAUGAUAAUGAAAGCUUAUGGUUUAGGUAAUGGCUCUGAGAGCAAAGAAGAUGCAGAUGUGGUCAAACACCUAUUCCAACAUUUGGGUGUUUUUGCCGCCUCUCAUUUUUCUCAGCCACAUGUUAAUACUUCCUACAGGCCCCAAGUUUCUGCUAGACGGCCCAACUCACUAAUUUCGGCAGCCUCCUAUCACUCUCAGCCUUGUCUCGCCCAUACAGCUCACACUGAACACAGCGUCCCUCUUCACAGGAAACGAACCUCCCAACAGCAUCUCAGCUGUAAUCCAGCUAUCAGACAGGGAAGCUCCAGUACCCAUGACAUUCUAAACACGUGGCACGUAGAUCUGAGUCGCCAUUUACUGCUGCCUCAGGGGGCAAUGGAGGAAGAUGGAAUUGUUGUCAUUUUGUAAAAUAUAAACUUUCGAAAAUAAACCACCAAUUUUAAACUGCACUACAAUUUAUAAAUGACUCUAUAUAUAAUUACUUGCAUGUCAAGUUUUACUGAUAUCUUUUAAUCUAUAGUAUCUUUUUACUAUACAGUAGAUUAGGUAUGUUAUGAGAAUUUUUUGUUGUCCAUCAUAAAAAUACACUAUAAAUUUAAAUUCUGUCAUCAUUUACUCACCCUCAUAUUGUUCCAAACCUGUAUGAUUUUUAUUUUUGUUAUUUUUUUGGGAGCAUAAAUGAAGAAAUUUUGAAAAAUGUUGUUGUCAGUGGUGACAAUUGACUUUAAUUGUAUGCCUCAAAAUAUUCUAUGUUCCACAGUAGAAAGAAAAUCACAAGUUUGGAAUGACAUAGGGUUGAGUGAUGACAGAAUUUACAUUUUUGGGUGAACUAUGCCUUAAAAUACAAUUAAUUGGAAGAUACAGUAAUUUUACAUUUAACUGAAUGUAAAGUCUGCUCAAAUACUUUGUAUAGUAUAAACAUAACUGAAAACUCCAAUAAACUGAGAUUAA
Molecule: messenger RNA, 1793 nt
Organism: Cyprinus carpio (common carp)
Lineage: Eukaryota; Metazoa; Chordata; Actinopteri; Cypriniformes; Cyprinidae
Product: partitioning defective 6 homolog gamma-like
Exons: 3
Coding region: 24-1250 (408 amino acids)
Biological process (GO): centrosome cycle; regulation of cellular localization; establishment or maintenance of cell polarity
Cellular component (GO): cell cortex; nucleus; apical plasma membrane
Molecular function (GO): protein kinase C binding
Source: RefSeq, a predicted model, not a curated record